ACACCAUCACAAUUUGAGACUGGGAUAAAGAACAGACCGCGCCCGUCGAUGCCGACCAAUCCUAGCGAGGAUCAUGGUCGAUUCUUACCACAAAGCAGCUAUCACCUCUCGAGGAUGUGGAGGCUGGGAGAAGAGAGGUGGAACUUUGGCCCCAAUCAGACAUGAACGGCAUGUAGUUUUACAUAUGCGCCUCUGCAACCAUAGCGGUGCAGUUGACGCUUUCUAGGCUUUUCAUCACCACGCCAUUUCAACUCAUCACUUGCAUCGUUCACAUUGACUUGCUCUCUGACACAAGUUCUGCAUACCUACAGCCGCGCUGGAACAGCAGAUUCCCCCACAAUCGCUUCAUUUUUCGCGCCAGACACAAGAAGCGCGGUUGGCACAUGGCAUGUGUCACACAUGUCACGACGUCUCUGAGCCCUUAGAAUCGACCGGGUCUGAUAUAAGAGUAAGACGCGGCCGAUAGUCAACCGGCCCUCAAGGAUCCCUCAAAGGCGGCAAACUUCGUCCUACUGCGCGCGCAGAUAAAACUCUGCUUUACCUAUCAUCUGGUGUAACACAUCGGACCCAUCCCCUCCAUUGGGCACCGUCCUCUUCAGCUUGGUUUCUUAUCGGCGGCCAAACUGGUAAAGCUGGUCCUGCCACUGAAGGUCAUCCACAACUCGGCCUUACAACUUACCGCCGGCUUCAUCAGCGAUGCGUGGUUUAACAUUGAUAACAACAGGCCUGAGCCUGCUCGGUCCAGCUGCUGCAAUUCUCGUUGCAGACAAUUCUCCCUGUGGAACAGUAUGUGGCAAUGUUCUCGAUGCGACUACAAACGAUGAUGUCGUCUGCCAGGAAGGCGAUUAUACCAGUGGCGCAGGCAUCGUAUUUCAACAGUGCCUGACGUGUGAGCAAAGCAGCGACUACACUACUAAGAACAAUCAAACAGACCAGCAAUACUACCUCUACAACUUGCGUUACGCAACCUCGUAUUGCCUCUUCGGAAUUCCUGACAAUAAGAACACAAUAGACACACCUUGUUUGACCUCAAAAGCCUGUGGGCCGUUCCGCGACGCUAUAAUAUACCGCAACUUAUCCUUAGACGUCGAAAGCUACGACUAUUGCGAUAAUUGGCCUAUUCACGACACGGCUGAUUUUAUUGGAUGCACCGAGUGCCUCCAAGCAGGCGACAACCAUUUCCUUGCCAAUUUUAUCACUGUUCUUCAAGCUGGGUGUGAACAGAAACCACAGCCUGGUACCUUGGUCUCUACAGAAGGAGGCAUAUUCUCUAGAGACGACGUCAAUGUCACAGAGCCAACGCCAGUUGCUUCUGUGAACCCAGACUGGCUCGACCAGGGUCCUAUUAGUCUCGGUGCCAAGGUGGGCAUCGCCGCUGGAGGUGUGGCCUUCAUCUUAUUUAUCCUUGGAUUUUGUAUCAUCUGGCGCGGUAGGAGACGAAGAAGGGCAUUCCUCAGCAUGCUGGAAACGAAACACAACAAUUCCUGGCCCACUCCACUAACUAUCCCUCGCGAAACUCGCGACACUCCUCUCAGCCAGAAGCCACUGAGAAGCUGGGACGAAUCGCCAGUCAGUGUUCGAUCCGAGCAUCUGUUUCCGCACCAUGUGUCACCAUACGCCUCGCAGUAUAACAGUCCCGUCAGCGCAACUGAACUCAAGCUCGCUCACUGGCCAGUCAUGGCUCCCAACCAGCAGAUGACUCCGGCGAUGAACAGCCAAUCACAAUUUCCCCAGAUGUUCCCUUCAAUGUAUCAACCAGAUCCAAGCAGCUCUCAGAUAGGGGUUGCUUUGGGUGGAGAUGACUCUUCUGUCAACUCAGUCAACUCAAAAGGCAAGGGCCUCCAAGGGGAAGAGUAUGAGAUGACACCCGUGGAAAACCCUCAUGCGGGCAUAGGAAUAUAUCAGACCGGCAUCAAUCCCUAUGGAGAGUCAAGUCGGACGACUGCUCCGCAGCCAGGUUACUUUCCAGAAGGGAUCACCCAUAUGAAUCAGUCAUACGGAUACCAUAACCCGUAUGGACAUCACGAAGAUAAUGGCCGAAUGGAUCGUGACCCGUAGGCUCGACUGUGCUACGAGCCUGAUAACAUAGUUGUCGCUCUGUUUUUUCCUCCUGUUAGCUUGGCGUUGAAGGUUGGGAUACCACUAUUGAUAUGUCACGAUUUGAACUGAAUGAAAUAUAUAUAUAGCUCCACUGUGAACUUGCACUUGCAGCAUGAUGCACGGGACAGUCUAGCUAGAGCCACCUAAUCUUGAAAGUUCCCACUGA
This is a messenger RNA of Fusarium odoratissimum NRRL 54006, 2266 nucleotides long. RefSeq lists its product as uncharacterized. The record is from RefSeq and is a predicted model, not a curated record. NCBI's taxonomy places the organism in Eukaryota, Fungi, Ascomycota, Sordariomycetes, Hypocreales, Nectriaceae. Bases 697 to 2058 code for a protein of 453 amino acids. The transcript has 4 exons.